AUGCCUCCAAAACCAACCAAACCGAUCAAAGGUACUAUCUUAGUGCUACAUGGAUUUGCACAGAAUGGCGCUGGCUUUGCCAUCAAGGCAUCCGGUAUUAGAAAGGCGUUCAAAAAAGUUGGAUAUCAUACGGUGUUCAUUGAUGGACCAAUCAAAUUGACCCCUGCAGAUAUGCCAUUUGAAGUUAAAACCAAUGGUACACCUUUUGAAGAUUUGAAUAUGAGAGGUUGGACUUAUACGCAGCCUGAAAGGUUUGAUAUCCAGCCUUCUCUCGAGAGCGUUAGGGCUGCAUACAAGGAGUAUGGACCAUUUGUAGGACUUGUGGGAUUCUCUCAGGGUUCCGGUGUUGUUGGUGCGAUUCUAUCAAAGUUUAAUGAAGUUGUUGAUGACGAAAAGGCAUCUGAUUGUUUGAAGUUUAGUAUGAUUUAUUCUGGUUUCCUCUAUGACAAUAAGUCUGUAAAAAAAUACUAUGACGAGAAGAUCAAGCUACCUACUUUACAUAUUAUGGGAGAGUUAGAUACAGUUGUUAGUACUGAACGUUCUUUAGCAUUGGUCAAUCAAUGCGAAAAUGCCACUAUUAUGAAGCAUCCCGGUGGUCAUUAUGUUCCUAGUACCAAGGAUUUGGUUAGAAGAGAGAUUGCUUGGGUUGAGGAAGUGAUGAAUGGUGAGAAGGACCGUAAGGACCCUAAUGACUCUAAGGAGCCUAAGGAAUUUAAGGAACCUAAGGAUCUAAAGAAGAUUACUGCUGAGAAAGAAGAGAAGGAGAAAAGAGAAUUGGAUGAAUUGUCCAAGAAGAUGGCAAGGUUAGGUAAGGCUUAA
Messenger RNA from Brettanomyces nanus, 819 nucleotides. RefSeq lists its product as uncharacterized. The transcript has a single exon. The coding region runs from base 1 to 819 and encodes 272 amino acids. The record is from RefSeq and is a predicted model, not a curated record. Gene Ontology annotation, cellular component: cytoplasm; nucleus. NCBI's taxonomy places the organism in Eukaryota, Fungi, Ascomycota, Pichiomycetes, Pichiales, Pichiaceae.